GUGCCUUGGCAGCAGUCGGACGGCGCUUCCCCGCAGGUCGGUGAGCUGCGCUCAGCUCGGGAGCCGUCCAGGGCGCCGCGGCUCCUUCCCCACCCCGGAGCUACGCAGGACCCUCCCGGAGCGGUAACAGAGGACGCCUCUCCCGCCGGCUCUCUGCAGGAAGGCACCACCGGGGCCGAGCCCCAGGCGGCCCCCUCGCCCGGCCCGGCUCCUCACCAUGCUGGACGGGCUGAAGAUGGAGGAGAGUUUGCAGAGCGCCCUGGACCCCGGCACCCCUUUCUCCUCCCUGCUGGGCAGAGCCGCGACCCCCAGGUCUGUGUGCGAGGGGUGCCAGCGAGUUAUCUCGGAUCGGUUCCUCCUGCGCCUCAACGACAGCCUGUGGCACGAGCAGUGCGUCCAGUGCGCCUCCUGCAAGGAGCCCCUGCAGACCACCUGCUUCUAUCGCGACAAGAAGCUCUACUGCAAGUUGGACUAUGAGAAGCUCUUCGCAGUGAAGUGCGCCGGGUGCCUGGAGGCCAUCGCGCCCAGUGAGCUGGUGAUGCGCGCCCAGAAGAGCGUCUACCACCUGCGCUGCUUCUGCUGCUGCGUCUGUGAGCGGCGCCUGCAGAAGGGUGACGAGUUUGUGCUGAAGGAGGGGCAGCUCCUCUGUAAGGGCGACUACGAAAAGGAGCGGGAGCUGCUGAGCUUGGUGAGCCCGGCUCUGUCGGAUUCUGGCAAAAGUGACGAUGAGGACAGCAUCUGCAAACUAGGGCAAGCAUCAGGGAAGGGCGCUGAGGACGGGAAGGAUCACAAGCGGCCCAAGAGACCCCGGACGAUCCUGACCACACAGCAGCGGAGGGCGUUCAAGGCAUCGUUUGAAGUCUCCUCCAAGCCCUGCAGGAAGGUGCGGGAGACACUGGCAGCUGAGACAGGACUGAGUGUCCGUGUGGUGCAGGUCUGGUUCCAGAACCAGCGAGCAAAGAUGAAGAAGCUUGCCAGAAGGCAGCAGCAGCAGCAGCAGGAUCAGCAAAACACACAGCGGCUGAGCACAGGUACCCCCCUCACAGCCUGCUCUCCCAGCUCCCCCCUGGGCUUCCCAACGGGGCUGGAACCCCCAGCAGGCAGCAGCCCCACUGCACUGAUGGCUUGCUUUUAUCUUCCAGCCCAGACAAACAGCACCGGCAAUACGGGGCUAGAAGGGAUGCUGAACCCCUACACCACUCUGCCCCCACCCCAGCAGCUCCUGAGCAUGGAGCAAAGUGUCUACAGCUCCGACCCCUUCCGGCAAGGGCUCACCCCACCACAGAUGCCCGGAGACCAUAUGCACCCUUAUGGUGCAGAGCCCCUCUUCCAUGACUUGGAUAGCGAUGAUACCUCACUGAGCAACCUGGGCGACUGCUUCCUCGCUACGGCAGACGCAGGGCCACUCCAAGCGCGGGUGGGGAACCCCAUCGACCACCUCUACUCCAUGCAGAACUCCUACUUCACCUCCUGAGCUCAGCGUGGUCCCUGGCACGGGGCUGCCACCGACACUGUGCUGCCCCAGGAGGGUCUGUGGAACCCUCGGGUUUGGGAGGGAGGGGAAAGCGACACUGUUGGG
Molecule: messenger RNA, 1579 nt
Organism: Cuculus canorus (common cuckoo)
Lineage: Eukaryota; Metazoa; Chordata; Aves; Cuculiformes; Cuculidae
Gene: LMX1A
Product: LIM homeobox transcription factor 1 alpha
Exons: 8
Coding region: 218-1474 (418 amino acids)
Biological process (GO): regulation of transcription by RNA polymerase II; neuron differentiation
Cellular component (GO): nucleus
Molecular function (GO): DNA-binding transcription factor activity, RNA polymerase II-specific; RNA polymerase II transcription regulatory region sequence-specific DNA binding
Source: RefSeq, a predicted model, not a curated record